This is a messenger RNA of Acanthisitta chloris (rifleman), 247 nucleotides long. Its product is annotated as gastrula zinc finger protein xLCGF3.1-like. NCBI's taxonomy places the organism in Eukaryota, Metazoa, Chordata, Aves, Passeriformes, Acanthisittidae. The annotation marks the transcript as partial. The transcript has a single exon. The record is from RefSeq and is a predicted model, not a curated record.
UGUGGCAAGAGCUGUAGUUCAGAGGAGAGCUUCAAAGCCCACAUGUUGGCCUGCCAGGGUGUGCGUCCGUUCCAGUGACAAGGCUUACUGCACCAAACGAGACUUGCAGGAGCACCAGGUCCUGCACACCGGCCCCUUGUCCUGCAAGCAGUGCUGCAAGGCCUUUGCAUGCUGGACCUCUCUCCACAUGCACAGGAACAUUCCUUUGGCCAUUGGGACUGGCCCGGCUGGUCCCAAGGGAUGCUAG